CAAAUGUAGCACAUUGUACAAUGAAAAUCCAUCUAUAAUCUUCGAGUGGACUACAAGCAAAGCAUGGCGUCCCUUCCUUCACCCAGCGCUGUAAUCCAACGCCCUCGCUCAUGGCGCUUCUCACAAUCAUCACCCUCCAAUGGACUCCCCAUUCCUAUCCGCUCAAAACUCCGCGUUUUCUGCUCUGGCAACAACAUCAACAUUUCCAAUCAACAAUCCUGUUAUUGGGCGAGCGGAGUUAACAGACGUGAAAUUAUGCUAGGGAUUGGAUUGACUGCGUUUUCUUUUCAAGAAGUUGUUUCUAAUGCCUUAGCUGAGAGUGUUAUGGUUGCUGAGGAUUAUCGGACGUAUACAGAUGAAGCGAAUAAGUUCAGAUUGGCGAUUCCUCAAGAUUGGCAAGUGGGUAAUGGUGAACCGAAUGGGUUCAAGUCGGUUACGGCGUUUUUUCCUCAAGAAACUUCAAGUUCCAAUGUCAGUGUUGUAAUCUCGGGGCUUGGUCCUGAUUUCACGAGAAUGGAAUCCUUUGGCAAGGUUGAAGAAUUUGCUGAUACGCUGGUGAGCGGACUGGACAGAAGCUGGAAAAGGCCACCAGGUGUGGCGGCGAAACUUAUAAACUGUAGAUCAUCAAAAGGGAUAUAUUACAUAGAGUACACACUGCAGAAUCCAGGUGAAAGCCGCAAACAUUUAUACUCUGCAAUUGGGAUGGCAUCUAAUGGCUGGUACAACAGACUUUACACCAUAACAGGACAGUAUGCGGAUGAAGAAUCAGAGAACUAUAGUUCAAAAAUUGAGAAGGUUGUCAAUUCCUUCACUUUCAUUUGAUGAUGCUACAUAACUGGCUUUCACAACACCAUUCAUUAUGGGGUUAAAGAUUUUCCACUUUUCUCCCUCUAAUCUUAGUUUUUUUUUUUUUAUUAUUAUUAUUAUUUUUUUUUUUAUCGUUUAUUUCGACUCCUACGCUCUGACACUUCAAAAUGCUACAAAUGUUUCUAUAUCAAUUUAGGUUUAUUAUUACCAAAACAUUAAUUAAUUAAUUAAUUUAAAAUUAAGGUAAGAAAGCCAACAAUUUCCUC
Molecule: messenger RNA, 1073 nt
Organism: Benincasa hispida (wax gourd)
Lineage: Eukaryota; Viridiplantae; Streptophyta; Magnoliopsida; Cucurbitales; Cucurbitaceae
Product: Photosystem II reaction center PsbP family protein
Biological process (GO): photosynthesis
Cellular component (GO): photosystem II oxygen evolving complex; photosystem II; extrinsic component of membrane
Molecular function (GO): calcium ion binding
Source: RefSeq, a predicted model, not a curated record